AUGAGUUUAUUAUUUUUGUUUUGUUUCCUAACUCAAUUUUCAAAACAUAUACAAUCAAUAAUAUUUUAUUUGUUUCAUACAAAUUUACGUUUUUCAUGGAAAUUAGAAAAACCAACAAUAUGUUUUCGAUUACAAUUUAUACCAUAUAAUAUUAAUUCAAAUGAACUAAGAACUAAUUCAUUAGUUAUUGAUUUAUCAUCAUCAAUGAUGGAAGAGCAAUCAAUUAUAAUACCACAAGAUUCAAUAGCUAUGUAUAAUGAAAGUAGUAGUAGUCAUAAUGGCGUAACUACAACUAUUCUAUCCUCACCAAUUAUGUUUGUCAAUGAAUCAACAUCACCUGAAUGUGCUAUUACUAAACUGUGA
Rotaria sp. Silwood2 is the source of this 363-nucleotide messenger RNA. Lineage: Eukaryota; Metazoa; Rotifera; Eurotatoria; Philodinida; Philodinidae. The record is from the annotation of a GenBank genome assembly.